Gorilla gorilla gorilla (western lowland gorilla) is the source of this 1206-nucleotide messenger RNA. Its product is annotated as putative tyrosine-protein phosphatase TPTE. Lineage: Eukaryota; Metazoa; Chordata; Mammalia; Primates; Hominidae. Gene Ontology annotation, molecular function: monoatomic ion channel activity; phosphatidylinositol-3,4,5-trisphosphate 3-phosphatase activity. Gene Ontology annotation, biological process: dephosphorylation; transmembrane transport; monoatomic ion transport. The record is from RefSeq and is a predicted model, not a curated record. Gene Ontology annotation, cellular component: membrane; cytosol.
AUGUGCAGAGUAAUGAAAGCUAGUUUUACCAGAAAAGUAAAUUUUGAAUUGUGUCUCCUGUCUGACUGUAUUCUUUUGUCAUCCUCUAGUCCACCCACAAAUGAAUUAUCAGGAGUGAACCCAGAGGCACGUAUGAAUGAAAGUCCCGAUCCGACUGACCUGGCGGGAGUCAUCAUUGGCUCGGCCCCAAUAACAGGUGAUCCACAGACAAGUGAAUUUAAAGGAGCAACCGAGGAGGCACCUGCGAAAGAAAGCCCACACACAAGUGAAUUUAAAGGAGCAGCCCUGGUGUCACCUAUCAGUGAAAGUGUGUUAGCACGACUUUCCAAGUUUGAAGUUGAAGAUGCUGAAAAUGUUGCUUCAUAUGACAGCAAGAUUAAGAAAAUUGUGCAUUCAAUUGUAUCAUCCUUUGCAUUUGGACUAUUUGGAGUUUUCCUGGUCUUACUGGAUGUCACUCUCGUCCUUGCUGACCUAAUUUUCACUGACAGCAAACUUUAUAUUCCUUUGGAGUAUCGUUCUAUUUCUCUAGCUAUUGCCUUAUUUUUUCUCAUGGAUGUUCUUCUUCGAGUAUUUGUAGAAGGAAGACAGCAGUGUUUUUCUGACUUAUUUAACAUUUUAGAUACUGCCAUUAUUGUGAUUCUUCUGCUGGUUGAUGUCGUUUUUUUUUUUGACAUUAAGUUGCUUAGGAAUAUUCCCAGAUGGACACAUUUACUUCGACUUCUACGACUUAUUAUUCUGUUAAGAAUUUUUCAUCUGUUUCAUCAAAAAAGACAACUUGAAAAGCUGUUAAGAAGGCGGGUUUCAGAAAACAAAAGGCGAUACACAAGGGAUGGAUUUGACCUAGACCUCACUUACGUUACAGAACGUAUUAUUGCUAUGUCAUUUCCAUUUUCUGGAAGGCAGUCUUUCUAUAGAAAUCCAAUCGAGGAAGUUGUGCGGUUUCUAGAUAAGAAACACCGAAACCACUAUCGAGUCUACAAUCUAUGCAGUGAAAGAGCUUAUGAUCCUAAGCACUUCCAUAAUAGGGUCGUUAGAAUCAUGAUUGAUGAUCAUAAUGUCCCCACUCUACAUCAGAUGGUGGUUUUCACCAAGGAAGUAAAUGAGUGGAUGGCUCAAGAUCUUGAAAACAUCGUAGCGAUUCACUGUAAAGGAGGCACAGUAAUAUUUAAGGUUGUUCUUAAACUUUGUGAGAACAUUUUAGAUUAA